Pollicipes pollicipes is the source of this 346-nucleotide messenger RNA. RefSeq names its product U-scoloptoxin(11)-Sm5a. The transcript is spliced from 4 exons. The record is from RefSeq and is a predicted model, not a curated record. The coding region runs from base 35 to 346 and encodes 103 amino acids. Lineage: Eukaryota; Metazoa; Arthropoda; Thecostraca; Pollicipedomorpha; Pollicipedidae.
UCGAGCGUCUCCGCCGACGCGCGCCCUCGCACCCAUGGCGACCGCCGCCCUGCUGCUGCUGGCCGUCGUCUGCUGGACGGCCGUGCCGGUCUGUCGAGCCGCCCUCUGGGAGGUCACCAACGAGAUCGGGCCGUACCCGGAGAAGCGCGGGCUCACCACCUGCCGACGGUCGGCCGUCUGCGGUCUGGUCCAGGCCAACGCUUGGGGCAUCAACACCGAGGCGUUCUGCAACUGCAUGGGCCGCGAGCCGUGCCCGCUCCAUUGGGACCCGGAGGACGGUCGCUCCGUCACGCACGGCUCCAACCAGUACAAGUACUGCCAGCGGGCGCCGGAGCUGGCCUGGUGA